UUCAUAACCUUCACCGAGCAACAUAAUCUUGAGGUUGAAAUUUAAAGCAAAAUGGCUCAAAUUCAUAAGCUAGAGGUUGAAAUCAAAGCUAAGUGUUCCGCGCAGAAGUUUUACACUAUGAUGACUCGUGAUGCACCCAAGCUUCAAAAAUAUGUUCCUCAAAUAGUCCACAAUUGCCAAGUUCUCCCGGGAGACGGUCAAGUUCGUCUGGGAAGUGUAUUUGUUUGGGACUAUGUACAGGGAGAUAAACCUUCUGGCGUCCAGACCAAAGUGAAGAUAACUGCGGUGGACCAUGCAAACAUGUCACUAACUUCCACAGUUUUUGAAGGAGAUCUCACAAAAGGUUACUCGAGUUUUGCUAACACACUUACUAUCUCUCCAACAAAGAGGAAUGGGAACAAUAACUGCCUUGUGAAGUGGUCUGUACAAUAUGAGAAAGAAAAUGAAGAUGUGCCUGAUCCAACUUACUUUGUAAAAAUGCUGGAAGAUUUUACCAAGGAAUUGGAUACCAGUUUGCUCGAGGAAAAGUAAACAAGAUUGAUCUACUAAUAUGGCGAACUAUAUUGCUAUAUAUAUAUAUAUAUGUAAAAUCAUGACUCUUGCUGCCUUGGAGGAGCUUUAUGUGUGUGUAUUAAGUCAUUCCUGUUUCAGAAACCUAUAUGAUUGUGCUUGAUGCUAAAAUAUAUUAGACAUCUAAAUAAAGUGGUGAUUAAUAUGGACUUCCCCGUAUA
Molecule: messenger RNA, 731 nt
Organism: Papaver somniferum (opium poppy)
Lineage: Eukaryota; Viridiplantae; Streptophyta; Magnoliopsida; Ranunculales; Papaveraceae
Product: MLP-like protein 43
Exons: 2
Coding region: 52-531 (159 amino acids)
Biological process (GO): defense response
Source: RefSeq, a predicted model, not a curated record